This is a messenger RNA of Caenorhabditis sp. 36 PRJEB53466, 2766 nucleotides long. NCBI's taxonomy places the organism in Eukaryota, Metazoa, Nematoda, Chromadorea, Rhabditida, Rhabditidae. The record is from the annotation of a GenBank genome assembly.
AUGGAGGUCUCAACAGUUAAUGAUGUAAAAAUCUACAAUCUAAGUGCCGGAAAAAGUCUCCCAGAGGUAAUGAGGCUAUUCAGCGUAUGUUUGUUUUUCGUUUUUUUCGUUUUUUUACAUCGCUGAAAUGGAUUUUUUGAUGUAAAAAAAAGAAAAGAAAAAACGGAAAACAAUCAUUUUUUUUCACAGCCUGAAAAACCCCAUAACUGUUUCAGUUAUACUAAGCUAGGCUCAACUAACUUUUACAGUGGAUGUCUUCGCGUGCUCGGCGGAAAUUGGAGCAAAGAAAUACAGAUGUGCGCCAGAGAAUUCAACUGAUUCAGGAUUUUGAAAUGCCUGACGUGAGCCACACAGUGAACAUCACUCCCGAUGGAAAAUACGUCUGGGCGUCAGGUAACCGACCUUCCUUUUCUUUCCCAGUUUCACAAAGUGAGGCUUUAGGAAACUACAAGCCGUGGCUCAAAUGUUACGAUUUGAACAAUCUGUCCCUGAAAUUCGAAAGAGGUCUAGACGCCGAUGUGAUCAAACUGAUUCCACUGAGCGAUGAUUAUUCAAAGGUACGUUCUUCUUUUCUCGAUAGUUCAUUUCAUUCCUUUUUCAGGUCGUUAUUCUCGAGGAUCAGCGAUGGAUCGAAAUGCACGCGAUGCUCGGAAGAUAUUUUCGAAUGCGAAUGCCUUGCCAUGGUCGCGAUAUGGCUCUGUCCGAAGAGUCCAGUGAUCUCUAUCUUGUCGGCUCAAAGUAAUUUUUUUUAUUGCACAACUCUGGUUUAUUAUUGUGCCUUCAGAAGUGAAAUUUAUCGUCUGAACUUGGAGCAAGGAUGUUGGUUGACUCCUUUCGAGUCGACUGCGCCUUUGAAUUGCGUACAAGUGUGCUCUGAACAUCAACUUAUCAUUUGCGGAAGUACGAGCGGAGUCGUUGAAGCCUGGGAUCACAGAGACAAGUCGAUGUGCGGAACUCUCGAUGCAGGAUCAGCUGUCAACAAUCACAUUGGGUAUGGUGUGAACUCAAAGCAUUUCUCCAAUUUUCUACGGUUGCAGUGAUAAUCAGAAGGUGGCUGUCACGUCGCUCGCCUUCUCCAAUCCUCUUCACAUCGGCGUCGGCACCAGUUCGGGCCAGAUCCUUCUCUACGAUCUCCGUGCCCGUCGCCCGUUGCUUAUCAAAGACCACAACAACGAACUGCCUAUCAAGAAACUUGAUUUCGUGAAAAGAGAUGAUGGAAAUGUGGUCGCUUCGAUGGACAGUCGCAUGAUGAAAAUGUGGUAUGAAGAGGACGGAACACCUAUGGCCGCUAUCGAGAAUACCUGCCCGCUCAACGACUUCUGCCGCUUCCCCAACUCAGGAAUGUAUUUCUUCGCGAAUGAGGCACCGAAAAUGCUCCAGUACUUCAUUCCCCAGUUAGGCCCUGCUCCGAAAUGGUGCUCGUAUCUCGAGAAUCUCACCGAAGAAAUGGAAGAGACUGAGACGGCUGUCUACGAUAACUAUCGAUUCGUUACCAAGAAGCAACUCGACGAUCUUGGCCUUUCCGGACUGAUCGGAACGAACAUUUUGCGUGCCUACAUGCAUGGAUACUUUGUUGAUGCUCGUCUCUACAAUAAGGCACAGACGCAGAUGCAACCAUUCGCUUAUGAGAAGUAUAAAGAGCAAAAGAUCAAGAAUAUAGUAGCAGACGAACGAGAGGAAUCGGCUGUGAAGAAGAAGAAGGAGAAGUUGCCAUCUGUGAACAAGGCACUGGCGGCGAGACUGCGUGACGAGGCGGCGGCAGCUGAUAAGAAGGCGGAGACAAAGAAGGAAAAGAAGAAGAGCAAGAAGUCGGGUGCUGCGUCUUCUAUUCUGGCAGACGACAGAUUCAAAAAGCUGUUUGAGUCGGAAGAUUUCGAGGUCGAUGAAACAAGCGAACAAUUCCUCAAGAAUGCGUCCAUUGCGGCGAAGAUGGCGGCAAAGGGACCUGUUGCAGUGGAAGAAUCGGAAGGAGAAGAAGGAUCGGAAGAGGGAGCGAGUGGAAGUGAGUCUGAAGAAGAAGAAGAAGCAAACGGGGCUGCCUGGCUGGAAGAAGAAAAUAGAGAAGAUGACAUGGCUUCUGACAUAGAAAGCGCUUCUAGUGAUGACGAUGUCGAUGAGUCCAUCAAGAAGAAGAGAGCGAAAGCACGAGCGGUGAAAAUAGCUGAAAGGAACGCGUCGAAAUCGCAAAAGUACGACGAGCGAAAGGAAGCCAAGAAGAUCAGAACGUGAGUUUAUUCAUGUUUAUUCAUUUACAGAGUAAUUUGUUUGUUUCCAGUGAAGAAAGACGAGCCUCGAGACCGACAAAGUUUGUAUUGCAUUCGCUUGGAAGUGGCGAGACCACCAGAAAGUUCAUCGACGAGACUGUUUCAGCUCAAGCAGAUAGUGCCACUGAGGUAAUCCCUCUUUUGCAAGUAGAUUGUCUACUUUGUGCAUCUUACAGGAAUCCAUGGCUCUCGGAGCGAGAAAAGUAGUCGCUGCUCGUCGCGACAAAAAGACCAAGAAGGUACCGUAAUCGCUCAUCCGAAUGCUUGUCUCAUUCUCUGUUUUUAGGUCGAGGACGAUGAUGUUCCAUUCGGCGGACGCGAGAUGACAUUCACCGUUUCAAAGCGAGUCAAGGAUGUCAGAGCGGAGCAAGCGAAGGCGAAGCAGGCGGCUCAUGUGGCCGAAAGGAAAUCGGUCACUCGCCGGCCGAAUGCCCUUGUCACAAAGGGACUCAAGAAGUUGCCCGGCAAUCUGAACGUUGGAAAGCGGCAGAAUACGUACUAG